Puntigrus tetrazona (Sumatra barb) is the source of this 1852-nucleotide messenger RNA. RefSeq names its product ring finger protein 115b (gene rnf115b). NCBI's taxonomy places the organism in Eukaryota, Metazoa, Chordata, Actinopteri, Cypriniformes, Cyprinidae. Gene Ontology annotation, molecular function: ubiquitin protein ligase activity. The transcript is spliced from 9 exons. Gene Ontology annotation, biological process: protein ubiquitination; ubiquitin-dependent protein catabolic process; positive regulation of DNA-templated transcription. The record is from RefSeq and is a predicted model, not a curated record. Bases 25 to 957 code for a protein of 310 amino acids. Gene Ontology annotation, cellular component: nucleoplasm; cytoplasm.
CACAGGAGCUAUUAAAGAGUGAAGAUGGCGGAGGCCGCCGCUGCUGCCGCUCCACGACAGCGGUUCUUCUGCCACUGCUGUCGAGGAGAAAUCGACCCCAAGAUGCCGGAAUACGUUUGUCCCAGAUGUGAAUCUGGCUUCAUUGAAGAGGUGUCAGAGAACUCAAAUCUUCUUCAGAGUCGAGAUGGUGCUGGCGAAGCUGCUGUCGGUGGAGAUGACAUGACUUCACAGUUCGCAGAGCUGUGGCAGCUGCUCUUCAUGGAACAUUCAGCGCUCCUCUCCGAGCCCACCAUCACAGACGCGCUCCGCAGCCGCUCAGGGGUCGAGGCAGCAGUUGGUGAUCCUGCCCCUGGGACAGCGGGACCCGGAGCGUCCGUGGAGGCGUCGUCAGACUGUGCAGAGCCUGUUCUCCUCCCUCAACAAAACCGCCAGCAGAGAAACUCUAGACCGGCUCAGGGACAGGCUGUGGAGGGGAUUGUCCAGCAAUUCCUGGCUGGUCUGUUUUCUAAUUCUGACGGUGCAGGAUCCCAAACCUCCUCGUGGUCUAGCGUGCUGCACUCAAACCCUGAGGAUUAUGCUUGGGGACAAGGAGGUCUGGACGUGGUCAUCACACAGUUGCUCGGUCAGUCUGAAAACACCGGGCCCCCUCCUGCUGAGAAGGAAAUAAUCUCAUCUCUCCCCACCGUUAGCAUCUCCUCAGAACAGGCUGCAUGCCGACUGGAAUGCCCUGUGUGUAGAGAAGAGUACUCUGAAGGAGAAUCUGUCCGACAGCUGCCCUGUCUGCACUACUUUCACAGCAACUGUAUUGUACCCUGGCUACAAAUGCACGACACCUGCCCUGUCUGCCGGAAAAGUCUGGAUGGUGAAGACCAGGGUUUCCAGCCACAGACGGGACCUCCAGGGGCAAUUCCCUCACCGACGAAUGUAGAGGAGCGUAGCACAUUUGAGACUCUUUAGCCUCCUUUUCCUUCACUAUUCUGAUCAAUCCAGGACAGAGAGAGUGCUUCGCAGAGCCCCUAAACAGAGUGCCUUCUAUUUCAAAAGACAUUUCAGCUGAGGCUCUUUCAGCCAGCAUCUGUCCCAUUACCAUUUAUAUCCAUUAAUUGUGUUUCUGCGAAGUACAGUUGUGCCCAAAAUCCUACCAAUGAUGUUUACAGUCCAACCCGAACUUACAUAUUUCAACUAACACAACACGUGGAACAAACGCGGUCUCCGAGGUGGGCCGCGGGCCUGGAGCUCAUGAGCUCUGAGAUAGAUGAUACAGAUGUCUCAGGGGAUACAGUUCAAGUUUCAUGUGCAUAUUUAAUGGCAUGGCACACGUUUACCCUAUAGCUUCUUCAAAGCUUUUGUUUUAUUACCUCACGACGAAGUGAGCACACGGUUCACUUUCCCUUACCUGUCAGUGGAUGACAUCUGCUCCGCACAUGCCUUCACUCUUAUAAGGGCGUCAUAGAAACGCAAAGAUUUAGAUGCUUGCUCAAGUUUUGCACUGUGAGGCGUUUCGUCUAUUGUACUGUACAUGUUUUGGGUUGAUAGUUUGCACUGGUGUUUUCUGUUUGACAUUGCUAUUUUAUGAGUUCUUGUGGAUAGACAGAAAAAGAAACAUGUUUAUUGUGUUUUAAAGCCGUUUAGAUUUCUUUUUGGUGCUUUUUUUUGUGCUAAUCAUCAGGGAUCCUUGACUGCUCCAUAGUUUAAUAUUGAAAAACAGUCCCACUCAUAAUUUGACAUUACAAUAUGACAUUAUAGCACACAGAUAAAAGGUAAAAUGUUUACAAGAAAAAAAAUACCUUUACCUACAGGCCAACCUGUUACAUAUUGCACUCUCAAACUAAUAAAUAUUUAAGAGAAGAAA